Aspergillus ruber CBS 135680 is the source of this 1815-nucleotide messenger RNA. Its product is annotated as casein kinase II subunit beta. The record is from RefSeq and is a predicted model, not a curated record. Lineage: Eukaryota; Fungi; Ascomycota; Eurotiomycetes; Eurotiales; Aspergillaceae. Bases 289 to 1347 code for a protein of 352 amino acids. Gene Ontology annotation, molecular function: protein kinase regulator activity. Gene Ontology annotation, cellular component: protein kinase CK2 complex; cytoplasm. The transcript has a single exon.
CAAAACAACAUCUACGCUAUCUACGAUAUCUACGCCUGAUAACGACCUCAAACAUCCUCCGAUAUCGUCUCUUGCGUGUGUGUAACAGCAGCGCGCAAGGACUCGAGCAAUCAAAUCCGACAACACCACUUCGCCUCUUUUUUCUUUUUUUUUUUUUUUUCAUCCCCUAGCUCCAACGUGUCGAGAGAGACAGGUUCGGCGUUGGCCGACGGCCUAGACAGGCUGGAUCUGAGUCAACUGUCUGAAUCGACCCUUUCGUCGUCCGAAACCACGUCCGCCUCAUUCGAUAUGUCGUCGUCGGAGGGUGCCCCGGAGUCGUGGAUCUCGUCCUUCUGCUCACUCAUGGGCCACGAAUUCUUCGCGGAGGUGUCGGAGGAUUUCAUCGAGGAUGACUUUAACCUCACGGGUCUGCAGUCGCAGGUGCCCAUGUACAAGGAGGCGCUGGAGAUGAUUCUAGAUGUGGAGCCGGAAGAAGACGAGGACGAGGACGAAGAGGAAGAAGACGAGGACGAAGAAGAGGAUGAGAUUCUGGGCGAUGAGAAACCGCCUGGUUAUAGAGGGGGGCAGCGACGACAUGCGCGCGUCGCGAGCGAUCUAAGCGUGAUCGAGAGUUCCGCGGAGCUGCUGUAUGGCCUUAUUCAUCAACGCUACAUCACCUCGCGACCAGGUAUCCAGCAGAUGUUGGAGAAGUACGAAAUGCAGCAUUUCGGGGUGUGUCCCCGCGCAAACUGCAACGGCUGUAAAGUCCUCCCCGUCGGCCGCUCCGACACCCCCGGCCAGGAAACUGUUAAGCUCUUCUGCCCCAGCUGCCAGGACCUGUACACGCCUCCCAACAGCCGCUUCCACUCCGUCGACGGCGCGUUUUUCGGUACGACCUUUGGCUGUCUGUUCUUCAUGACCUUCCCGGAUCUGGACAUCGGGCCCCGUCUUGACGACCCUAUCACCCCCGCGCUGCAACAACGUUAUCCGGGCCUGACUGCAUCUGCAGCCUCGCGCGAAAACGACAACCAGCAGCUUGAAAUCAACGGCAUGCGGACCGCGAACUUCUCCCCGGGACUGGGACCGGGUAAGAUAUAUGAGUCGCGCAUCUAUGGGUUCCGCGUCUCGGAGCGGUCGCGGGUCGGUCCGCGCAUGAAGUGGCUGCGGAUGAAGCCGACAGACAUCAGGGAGCUGGACGAGAUGGCAUUCGUCGAGACUUUGCGGCGGCGAAAUGAACAGAUCGCGGACGAGGAGGGCGACGAAGAGGAGGAUAACGAUACAGAGAUGCAGGCAGCGCCGGCGUCGAAUACGAUCGAGGGGAGGAAGAAGGCGCCGAUACGACGGCGACGAAAGGUGUUGGGGGAGUAGAGGGAGUAAAAUGUCAUUUUUCUUGAUUCAUUCAUGUUCUGUGUUCAAUUAUCUACUGAAAUUAUUCUCUUCUUUGUCUUUUAUUUCUGUUGUUAACUCUAACUGCAUAGAGGCGUAAGUCAAUAAUCAGCAUAUAAAUAGUCUUCAUACUAGUUUCUGCCAUAAUCACUCUAAAUCUCUUUUCUAUGGAGUAAGUAUUGGUAAGACGGAAUAAACUAAAACUGAAUGCUGACGAUCCAGUCUCUCGGGGCAGUCCCUACUCCUUAUCAGCUACAGUAGUACCCUGAAGAAUAGCUAGGUCGUACAUAUCUAGCCCGAAAAGAAUACAGAGAGCGAGAGUUACACUACUACAUCAUUGCCAUGGUAUAUCUCUGGGCAUAUAUAUUUUCAAUAACCGCGCUAUGAGCUAUUUCGAAAAAGGAAAAAAGGAAGACGGGAAAGAACGCCGGAAUUGUAUGGAUGUAUGGA